Megalops cyprinoides (Indo-Pacific tarpon) is the source of this 4906-nucleotide messenger RNA. It is a transcript of the gene niban2b, whose product is annotated as niban apoptosis regulator 2b. The transcript has 14 exons. The record is from RefSeq and is a predicted model, not a curated record. NCBI's taxonomy places the organism in Eukaryota, Metazoa, Chordata, Actinopteri, Elopiformes, Megalopidae. The coding region runs from base 335 to 3292 and encodes 985 amino acids.
UGUGCGCCGGGUGAACACUGUUCUACAGUCCCUAGCGUAGCCCAGCCAGAGUUUCUCACAAGCGCAAAUCUACCGUUUUUCUGGGGAACUGCGUUAUCGGGCUCAGCUUUCCCGCAGCACAUUAAGGGUUACGCGCUGAUCCGGUUCACUUUAUGCUGGGCGCUAACGGGAGGGCGAGGAGGAUACAUUCAAGUUAAAAUAUAUUUAUGUUUCAUUUAUUUGUUUUUUUCUUAAACUGGACGUCGUAUUUCUCUUAUUGCUCUCACACACACUGGCAAACAAGUGAAAGGAUUGUCAAUUUCGGCCUCUGCGUUUUCAAGUUCGUCUGAUCGCCAUGGGGGAUGUGAUUUCGACUCACCUGGAUGAGAGCAGGCGGGAGAUGAUUACAGCGAGGACGGGCGAGGUGUUGGGCGAGUUUGGCCGUCUCUACGAGCAGCAGUACGCCCUGGCGCUCUUCAACAACGUACGCUUCGAGAUCGAGGGAAUCGGGGGUCCGCAGCCGCAGCUGCUGCAUCGGAAGGUCCCCCUGGAGGAUAAGUCCAUCUUCUCCGGCUCCCUGUUCCAGUACCUGGAGGAGAACAAGAAAUGGCGUAACCGAUUCUUCUUCGUCCCGGACACCUACAGGAUCCAGUACUACGAGAACAAAAUGGCCUAUGAGAGGGGGCUUCACCCAAAGGGGACUAUUAACUGUGCUGGGUACCGAGUCCUGACCUCCAUGGAUCAGUACAUGGAGCUGCUCAACUCCAGCCUGCCAGGUGUGAAGGCCAAGGUGGGCAGCUCGCCGUUCCUGAAGUGUGCCACGCAGUUCCCUCUGCUGCUGUGGCACCCCUACGCUCGUCACUACUACUUCUGCGUCACCUCCGAGAAAGAGCAGCAGAAGUGGCACGCAGUGUUCCAGGACUGCGUCCGACACACCAACAACGGUCUGUCGGAGGAGUGCAAGGUGCAGACGCCAGCCUUCACAGAUGCGGUGCGGCUCUACCGACAGGCACACGGGCAGUAUGGCACCUGGGACAUGAUGUGUGGAGUGCCCCCACAGAUCUUGGCCAACCUGGUGAUGGAGACCCUUCUCCCAGAACUCAGGGAGCUCAUCGCUCCCAAACUGAAGGGCAAAAUGCAUGACAGACAGAGGAGCUGGAUACAGAUCUCAGAUGCAGUGUACAGUCUGGUGCAAAGCCAGGCUCAGGCACAGUACGAGGCAGUGGUACAGAGCUGUGAGGCGGGGCGCCCCCUGCUGGAGAAUCCCAUCCGCACAGACAUGGAUCAGAUCAUCACCUCCAAGGAGCACAUCACCAACAAGAUCCGCGCGGUGGUCCAGCCCAAGGCAGAGGAGCUGCUGAGGAGCAGUGUGCAGCCCUACAUCAGCUCCAUCCUGGAGGCCCUGAUGGAGCCCACCAGCCGGGGCUUCUCCGAGGUCCGAGAAGUCUUCUUCCGCGAGCUGGUGGACUUGAGCAAGAACACCCUCAACGACGGCAGCAAGGAGAAGCUGGGAGAGCACAUGGAGAAGAUCUCCAUGCUGGCCUUCCACCCAGUGAAGAUGCAGAGCUGCUAUGAGAAGGUGGAGCAGCUGAAGCUGGAGGGGCUGCAGCAGAGAUUCGAUGUGUCCAGCCCCUCCGUCUUCGUCCAGAGGGCACAGAUCCUCAUGAGAGAGCAAAUGGACCACGCUGUGUACACCUUUGAGCAGCUGCUGCACCAGAGCCUGGAGGGUCAGGGAGGGGAGGAGCUGUGUAAGACCAUCCAGCGCUGCGAGGACAGGGUCAUCAAGAAAUACGAUUAUGACAGCAGCACAGUCCGUAAGAAGUUCUUCAGAGAGGCUCUUCUUCAGAUCCUCAUUCCCUACAUGCUGAAGAAGCUGUAUCCUGCCUGCUCUGGAGACCUGCCUCGUUUCCAGGAGCUGAUCUUCGAGGACUUCUCCCGCUUCAUCCUGGUGGAGAACAUCUUCGAGGAGGUGGUGCUGCAGUCCGUCAUGAAGGACAUCAUGAUGGCUGUGAAAGAGGCUGCCGUCCAGAGGAGACACAACCUGUACCGGGACAGCAUCGUCCUGACCAACAGUGACCCCAACCUCCAUCUGCUGGGGGAGAACCCCCCCAUCGACUGGGCAGGGGAGUUCGGAGGCGAGGGGAAGCAGGAGGAGGGGGGUGACCACCCCGACAGUGGCAGCAGUGAGACCCAGAAGAGACGCAGAGUCAAGCAGGUGGUGUCCAUGAUCCAGCUGGACGGGACGGCCGUGCUGCCCAACGAGUCGUGCCUGGAGGUGCCAGGGGUGGACGACAUCCCAGAGGAGAGGGAGGGGGAGGGGGACGGGAAGGGCACCAAGGCGGAGAGCGCCCACCAGGCCGUCCCUGAAGGGGGCGCCCCUGUCCUAACCAACGGAACGGCCGGGCAAGAGCACCCAGAGAACAAGCCCAGCCCUGUCAGUGUCAAACAGGAAGUGCAGAGCGAGGCACCCAAGGAGAGUGCCAAACAGGAAGUUGAAAGCAAGCCACCAGCAGAGAGUGCCAUACAGGAAGUGGAAAGCAAGCCACCAGCAGAGGGUGCUGUACAGGAAGUUGAAAGCAAGCCACCAGCAGAGAGUGCCAAACAGGAAGUGGAAAGCAAGCCACCAGCAGAGGGUGCUGUACAGGAAGUUGAAAGCAAGCCACCAGCAGAGGGUGCCAAACAGGAAGUUGAAAGCAAGCCACCAGCAGAGGGUGCUGUACAGGAAGUUGAAAGCAAGCCACCAGCAGAGGGUGCCAAACAGGAAGUGGAAAGCAAGCCACCAGCAGAGAGUGCUAUACAGGAAGUGGAAAGCAAGCCACCAGCAGAGGGUGCCAAACAGGAAGUUGAAAGCAAGCCACCAGCAGAGGGUGCUGUACAGGACGUUGAAAGCACGUCAGCUAUAGAGAGUGCUAUUCAGGAAAUAGAGAAUGCCGUGCAGGAAGAGGAAGCUGACCAGCUUGCAGACAGCACAGAAGAGCCAGAGGCCAAAAGUGCAGUCCCGGAUCAGAAAGCGGAGGUACCGUCAACACAAGAGGCGGAGAGCACCUUAGACCCACCCCCAGAGCCGGCCCAGCCCACUGCCGACUCCACCCCUGAUCACCAUGACGACAGCGGCUUCCAGUCACCCACGUCUGAGCCAGCUGAAGAGAAGGAGCCCCAGCCAAUCACAGAUGGCACAAAGGCAGAAGAUGCCGUUACUGACUCAGGAAAGGGGGGGGAGGCUACGGGGCAGGGCGAGGAGGCACCGCAGGCAGGAGAAGAGGCUUCUGGGAAAGAUGUUGCAUCAGACUCGGGUGUUGUGAGUGGGAACUGAGUCGGCCUUUGCGUAGCCCUUAAUGGGAGAUAAAACAUGCUUUUUGUAUUUAAAAUAUGGCAAAAGCUGAAAAGAAUUUUCACAUACAAAUUAUGAUUUUUCUAAACUGAGGUGGAAAUUGCAGGAUAUGGAGUCAGUGUCAGUUGUGUAGUUUUACUUCUGUGUUUCAAGUGUUACAUUCUUCUUGUGUUCAUACCUUAAGAGAACUGAUGAAACAACUUACCAGCGUUUGUGCAAUUUCUCAUCGGUCAUUAUAUCUGGAUUUAUUUUUUUUUCCAAUUGCUGAAUCUCUCCAAUCUUGGGAUCAAUCUAUAGAAGCUUGAGCUGGGCUCGGUUACAAGUGUAAUUGGGUAUGAUAAUUAUUGAAACUAAUAGUAUUAGCUUAACUGAUAUUCUGGUAUUCUGCUCACAUAUCUUUCUACUAUAAAACAUAUCAGACAUUUCUGACUCGUGUUCCGUUACAUUGACGUGCACCUGAUGUUGUUGAUAACUAUUUUGCUGUGAUUACCGCAAAUCAGCUGCGAUUAGUGCUAAAUCAGACCUGAGAAUGCUAUUAACAAACAUGUUAUACUUUGGGGGAAGUGGAGGUUACCAUGGUGAAAAUGCAACACUCGGCAAAUGCUUGAGCCGCUUCUGUUCUUGGUGAGGAAGGCCUAUGACUGACCGUAUUAGGGUGUUCUUUUCGCUUUAGAAAUCGGUCCUGUUUGGAAUAUUUAAACCCCCGUCAUCUCCCAGUACCGUGCUUGAAUUCGAACUGAAAACACUGAGAGGUCGGUCUGUUGUCACUGUCGUUAUUUACAGAAUUUCCAGUCCAGACCUCGUAUUGGUAGUGAAUGAGACCAGGUUUCAAAGUACAGACGCAGUUUUUGUUGGUGGUCAUUUUACGCGCAGUGCAGAUAUGUAUUACCAUUUAUAUGAUGGCUUUUUCAUGUGUUUGAUCAGUCUAAACCCGAGAUGCAUGUGGACAAACGUACUGUUGUUCAGCCAUCUGAUCAGCAACAUGAGCGCAAAUGUUAUAUAAACUGACACAUGGAAUGACUUCUGUGCUGAUUAAUCAACCGUGAGACCUUAAACCGCAUCGAUCCACAUCGAGCCAUCUGCCGCUUCGGAUACCAUCAGCAAGCGGCCGUAGCUGUGCUGAGGUGAUUCACGGGUUGUGUGAGGUUAGCCGUGAGAGAUGGCAGCGCUAGCAUCGCUGAGAGUGGCCGCGGAGCACGCAACAGUACCCGUGGACGUGUCCUCUGCUCAGGGGUAAUGCCGCUCCUCUGCCAUCUGUUUAGGAAUGCUUAACGGUUAUUACCCAUGGAUUCUAGCGACAGCGCAUUCUGAAUGAAACUGGGGCUUUUCCGGGGAUAGCCCUCCGGUGUGCCCUCAGUGCCUUUCUCGCCAGGCCUUCGCGGGCCCGUGUCGGGACUCUCUCCGUCCGUCCAAAGCGUUUCCGCUCUCCUGAACCUUGGCGGCUUCGUGGCAACCAAGGCAGCGAGACGUUCCCGUUUCUCGUGACUGAGAAUCAAUUUUUGUAUGCCCCAAUUCUUUAGCUUUUUUCUCUCAGAUUCACCGUUGAGUUUUAGGAGAUUAAAACACUAAGUUUUGCCUUGUUGACCAUAGAUAAUU